Messenger RNA from Exophiala aquamarina CBS 119918, 411 nucleotides. Its product is annotated as FK506-binding protein 2. The transcript has 2 exons. Gene Ontology annotation, molecular function: peptidyl-prolyl cis-trans isomerase activity. The record is from RefSeq and is a predicted model, not a curated record. NCBI's taxonomy places the organism in Eukaryota, Fungi, Ascomycota, Eurotiomycetes, Chaetothyriales, Herpotrichiellaceae. Bases 1 to 411 code for a protein of 136 amino acids. Gene Ontology annotation, biological process: protein peptidyl-prolyl isomerization.
AUGAAGUUCCUCACAACGCUCCUCACCACCGCACUGGCUCUCGCGGGCCUGAGCGCGGCAAGCGGCUUGGAAAUCGAGUACCUGACCCCGACGAUAGAAUGCGAGCGCAAAACGAAGAAGGGCGACACCAUCGACGUGCACUAUGCCGGCACGCUGCAAGCCACAGGUGCAGAGUUUGACUCCAGCUUCGGCCGCGGCACGCCGUUGACGUUCCAGCUUGGUGCUGGGCGGGUCAUCAAGGGAUGGGACGAAGGCUUGCUCGACAUGUGCAUUGGUGAGAAGCGUCGGUUGACGAUCCCGCCGGAGAUGGGGUACGGUGCGCAGUCUGUCGGGCCGAUCCCGGCCAACAGUGUGCUUAUUUUCGAGACUGAGUUGAUGGGUAUCAAGGGCGUCAAGAAGGACGAGCUCUAG